Messenger RNA from Momordica charantia (bitter melon), 695 nucleotides. The record is from RefSeq and is a predicted model, not a curated record. Lineage: Eukaryota; Viridiplantae; Streptophyta; Magnoliopsida; Cucurbitales; Cucurbitaceae.
GUUGUCUUUUAAACGUGAGAAAAAAAAAACUAAUAAUGAAUUAAUCCAUAUAUUUUGUGGACGAGUGAAUGCAAAGCAUCCACAAAAAUCAAAUCACGAAUAGAAGCCAAGGGAGAAACAACAUACACAAAUGUCCUUAACAACAAUAAAUUAUCUGCUCUGAUCAUCAGAAAUUAUUGUUGAUCUGGCAGGCAUGUCAAGUAGGCCGGAGGAAGAAGCAGUAGCAGCAGGCAACGAAAUUGAAACUGGAGACGAUGAUCGGAACUCUGCGGCGUCAUCAGGGAACCGCUGGGCUCAGGGCGAACGAGAGUCGCUAAUGGUAGUCGCAACGUUCGUGGCGGCGGCCGCUUUCCAAGCCGGAAUCAACCCUCCCGGCGGCGUCUGGCAAGACGACGGCGACCCCAGAUACGAGGCCGGCAAGUCCAUCAUGGCCGCCAAAAACGAAUCUCUGUACGUCACUUUCAUCGUCGGCGCAACGCUGUGCCUGGCGGCUGCGCUGACGCAACUUCUGAUGUUGCUCAACGAUUUCACGAAAAAGGCCCAACUCUCGGCUUCCAGGUCCUCUCUGUCCUCGGGGUUAAUCUUCUUGUCAGUCUUCUCGUACUCUUAAUUUCAUUCUACUUUCAGACGAAGAAGAAGAAAGUUUCCCGGUGAAAACAAAAAGGGCAGAAAAUUAUGAUUAAAAGUUUAAUUAC